Knipowitschia caucasica is the source of this 702-nucleotide messenger RNA. NCBI's taxonomy places the organism in Eukaryota, Metazoa, Chordata, Actinopteri, Gobiiformes, Gobiidae. The record is from the annotation of a GenBank genome assembly.
AUGGACCUCACUCACUUUUGGAUACUGGGGACUAUGCUCGUGCUGACUCACCAACAUCAAGGUGAAAGCAGCUCCAUUCCAGGCUCGAGGUCAGAGGAGAGCCCCCUGACGCCGCUGCACCACACGGCCCAUCGGCGAGAAAAGCGGUGCUCCUGCGAGAAUCAGAAAGACAAGGAGUGUAUUUUCUUCUGCCACAUUGGCAUCGUCUGGGUCAACACCCCGAGAUCGAGACGGCAAAACAUAAGAAUUGUUGGAGUCCACGAGGGUCCCAACACCUGCACCACCACUGCUGUCGCUGCCCUGCUUAAAGAGACACUCGGGUUGGACAACGAGCCCCGUCUGGACCGGUCUCAUCGAACCGCUCCUCGUCAAUCAGCACCAGGAGAGCGCACGCGUCCCAGAGCUAUCGUCUGUCGGCUUCACUACUACAGCGACUGUGUGGACAUUUUACGCCGUGCGAGAGAGCGGGGACAGAUAAAGGUGCGUGAUAUGACCAUAUCUGUUUUCCCUGACUACACUGACGGUGUGGCUCGGGCGCGGGCUGCAUUCAAUGACGUGAGGCGACAACUCCGAAACAUCGAGGGCGUCCGGUAUGGUCUGUUCUACCCAGCGCGGCUCCGGAUCACCUACAGGGGAGCAGAGAAGGAAUUCACCUCCGCUGAUGACGCUGGACAAUACGUGAAGACCAUGACAACAGGGUAA